Linderina pennispora is the source of this 1940-nucleotide messenger RNA. RefSeq lists its product as uncharacterized. The transcript has a single exon. The record is from RefSeq and is a predicted model, not a curated record. The coding region runs from base 153 to 1910 and encodes 585 amino acids. Lineage: Eukaryota; Fungi; Kickxellomycota; Kickxellomycetes; Kickxellales; Kickxellaceae.
GCCGUCAUUUUACAAUUGUAGAAUAAGGAUGUCCACACAUGCAAAGCCAGUGACAUUCGGAACGGUGCGAGACAUUAAAUAGAGCGCAUUCUGGCGAACAUCCCAUCCAUUUCCCAUCACCCACCUUCUAACCAUAUUCAGCAGAAACAACCAUGUCCAUCCAGCAAGUUCCAACACACAUUCUGGCAAAAAUCUUUGACCUGGCAUGUACUCAUUUGGUGCCGAUGCGCAGCAACUUUUAUUGCUUACGCGACUUCAUUAGCCUCUACAACACUCACAGAGACCUCAGGCCGUUGCUGCCUAAGUCAUGUAGACAACUGGUGACAUUUGAGCACCGCUCUGCCCUAUCAUGCAACGGGCACGGCUACCAUGAGUCUCCCUGGCGCACAAGUGCCAACUGGCUCAUCAACCAUGGAUUUACUGACGAAGUAACCCACAUCUUGGUUCUUAUGGAAAAUGGGCGGUGUCGCUGCAAACCACCAAUUCUUAAGCUGCUUAACAUACUACGUCCAGAAUUUUUCGACUGGAGCAGUCUCCACAACCUCCGAUUCAUUGGUCCGGGUGUCUUCCAGCGCGGCGUUGGUGUAUCUGAUGAGGAUAUGGCCGAGCAGGCAUCGUUUGACAGCCGCAUGUUCUCCAAGCUCAUCCCUACGAUUACAUCGAUGAGCUACAGUCUGACUCAAAGUAUGGAUCUUCCUCUUUUACUCGGUUUUCGCUCUCCACUCAACCUGAACCCAUUCUACAGCAUGCUUUAUGCGGCAUACGAGCCACGGCUGGUUGAGGUGCAGGAGGUAUCUCCUGUUGUUCCGACUCGCCCUCCCGUCAUUCUCCCACAGGUUGUCGCACUCGAGCUUCACGAAGCGUACUUGCGAACCAUCGGUGCCCUGCCAAGAUACAGUGUCAGACAGCUGCGCAAGGUCAAGCUACUGCGCAUAACGAAUGGCAUUCCAUGGGAUUUUUUUUCUCUGACUGGCGAACGGUCUCUUGUCUUUGAAAACGUCGAGGAGGUGGUUUUCGACUUUGUACCAACAAGAUACACUUUGCCACGACAGACUCCCAACGGCGGGCUCGAUAUCCAGUUCCCAAGUAUCAAAUCGGUAACUGUUUUUCACUCCUGUCUGCUAUACGACGAUGUUUACGAGCUGUUCCACCAGCAUCCACCAAGAUUGCUGUACAUGGCUGAAGACUUUCAAAGACUUCAGUCAAUCAAUCCGAAAAUAGUAGCUGGUGCGACAACAUUAAUGAUUUAUGCCAAGGCGUAUGGUAUUGAGCCUGUUCGACUGCCGCGCGACAUUAUCAACCGGUUCUUCCGCAACCCAUCAAAUGUCAUUGAAGCUGUGCUAACUGGAAACUCGAUUCCAUUCUCUGACUGGAUAGCAUGGGCCAUGCUGAUAAAGUUGACCAUUGAUUUGAAUCCAGACGACCUUCACAGGCUUCCAGUGCUCAUUGAGUGCCUCCCUCUCCUACGGCAUCUUCGGGUCCUUUACCAGACCUCUACAGUAGCAAGAACAGGCGAAUACACCUGGCGUCCUGAAGAUGACGAAGGGACCUCAGCUAUAGGCAGAGAUUGGAGAAUUCAAAGGCUACAAACAUCGUCGAGUAGGUUACAGGCUACAGCUCCUUCACAACCCCUAUUAUUAGUACCACGACCACCCCGACCUCCUCGUGAUCUACUCACGCCUGAGGAUGCCCAAGACUUACCACUUCUCAGUAGGCAGCUGAGACGCCUCGACAUCGGAAUACCCGACGAUACUGUUGUGGAUGUCCUCGAAGACAUUAUUCCACAGCUACGCUGCCUGGAGUGCAUCACUGCGAGGCGGCUUCAGGCAGAUGCCAUUCGACCAUUUGCUGAACAGCACAUUGUUGGGGUAGAUGUGAAAUGGUUUGAGCGUCAACCUGGAGACUAUUAACAACUCUUCCAUAUUUUUGUAUUUAGUGUA